Messenger RNA from Capsella rubella, 1565 nucleotides. RefSeq names its product negative regulator of systemic acquired resistance SNI1. Gene Ontology annotation, cellular component: nucleus; Smc5-Smc6 complex. The record is from RefSeq and is a predicted model, not a curated record. Lineage: Eukaryota; Viridiplantae; Streptophyta; Magnoliopsida; Brassicales; Brassicaceae. Gene Ontology annotation, molecular function: transcription cis-regulatory region binding. Gene Ontology annotation, biological process: negative regulation of DNA-templated transcription; DNA damage response; negative regulation of systemic acquired resistance. Bases 87 to 1385 code for a protein of 432 amino acids. The transcript is spliced from 15 exons.
GGUUCUACGAAGCUCUCUCCCUUCUAAUUUUGGGGUUUUUUUUUGGGUUCUGCUGCGAAUAAAUUAGUGAAUUUUUGGAAGAGAAGAUGUCGAAAGAGACGACGAAGGGUAACAAUACUAGCAGAGUGAUGAGUAGCUAUGGAAGUGGCUUGGAAGCAAACACCUUGGCCAUGCUUGAUUCGACUGGCGCUAAGGACAGUCGCGACGCUAACGAAGAUCGUUUGCAGUAUCUGGAAGCUGUUCGUGCUGCUUCACUUGUACCCGAAAUUGGAAUUCCUCCAACCAACAAAAUGUACCAAGCGAUGUUUCGGAUAUUGAGAUUUGGUAGAACGUUGGAACUUAUAACUGCAAGUUACCAGCUUUUGACACAAUUACAUCAGCGGUUUCCUUGGGUUUAUGUAUCUGAUUCAGCUGAUCAGUUGGAAAUCGUUGAUGAGGCUUGGUCACCGUUUAGUUUUGGGUCUGAUGUUGAUUCUGAUGGAAAGGAAAUAUCAGUGAGAAGCCCAUUUUUUCAGCAGCUGAUUCAAAACAUGAACAAAGGAGUUAAUGAGUCUGAGGAAUCGGAAUUAAAGAUCCUGGGAAACUUGUUCCUGUUCAAGUAUCUUGUUCAUGUUCUUAAGUUGGAUUUUACACCGAGGAAUCAAGUGUAUAAAGAAACCAUGAACUGGAGUCUUUUAAAGGAGUCCUCACUGAAUCUACUUCUGGCUUCAAGAAAAGUGAAUUUCAAACUUCUAAUGAAAGAUUAUCUUUCAACAAUGUGUGCACCCAUUGAUGCUGAUGAAAAGUCUACCAGUUUGGUAGAAUUGCACGAGGGCAUGCUUUCUGCUAUGAAGGAACUUUUAGUAAUGAUGAUGGACCUUGAUGCAUCAAAGCAGAAAGCUGACUUAGAAGGGAUUACCUCUAGAGGAGAUGGCAUAAGGACUCCUGCAAUGGAGAUCAUUCUCGACGAGCUGACAUAUAAUGGUUACUUGCUGUCAAACUUUCUUCAGGUUUUUGACGAUCCUAAAUGGAAGCUAGAGAUUGUUCUCCAAUACCUUACCAAAUACAUUCCUAAGCCUUCUGUUCGUACCCGAAGAUCAAACGUUCCUCAAGCAGAGGAUCCAAAAACACUAAAUGGGAUCUUAAAGACCUUUUCCAGUGGCACAAAUUCAAAGAACAUCACCAAAAAGAUAGGACCUGACAUUGUUCAGAUCCUCAUCGGACAUGCCUUUCUGGCUCGGCUCACAUUCUCUAACCCAAGUGACGGAGACUCUAUAACAGAGAUAUGCAAUACUAUCAUCUCUGCAUUUACUAGUCUUAAGCAAGUAGAUCAAAAAAUCGAGAUUCUAUCUUUUGGGAAAGAAGUGCUGUUUACUGCAGGAAUGGUACUCAAGGCAAAAGCUUAAAGCAUUAGGCAUCUAGGAAUCAAGAUUUUAGCAAAUCUAGAGGCUUUGCAUUAGAUUAAAAGCAACGAAAUUACAUGUAAUGUAGGAAUUAACAGUUACAGUUCAAUGAAUUAUGAUUGUUUCACAUAAAUAUAUAUAAUUCUGAGUCUCCCUGAAUGGUAGAUUCCAUAGUUUCACUGA